Molecule: messenger RNA, 1209 nt
Organism: Morchella sextelata
Lineage: Eukaryota; Fungi; Ascomycota; Pezizomycetes; Pezizales; Morchellaceae
Exons: 7
Coding region: 1-1209 (402 amino acids)
Source: RefSeq, a predicted model, not a curated record
AUGAAGGACGAAGACCACGACUCGACGGGAGUUCAGCAUCGACAAGAUUCGCUCAACAGUAUUCAGUACGCGGGAACGGAUUCGAGCAAAGAGCAAAAUGUCAAAUGUCAUCCGUUUAUUCGUCAAGCCGAGGGCCAUUCCCGCGAAGCCCUUUCGGUGAAGCAAGCAGGUCCUCACUGGAAAAUCGUGUCCUCCGUCUUGAAGAUAACUUUGUUCAAGUUUCUAAGGAUAUAUCCGGAAUCUACCAGAAAAUCGGUGAAGUCGAGGGUUGCAAUAGGCUUAGGUGGCAAUGGCUUGCUGCUUCUUUACCUGCUCAAGAAGCAUUUCGAUGAACCAAAGAACGAGCCCCCAAGUAAGACUGAGAUGCAGGCCUCAGUUCAGGAGAUUCGCAACAUCCUGGAAAGGACGGUGCAGAACGCUCAAAUGUCGACUAGCAGCAGCAGCUCAAUCGCGAACGGAUGGUUCAUUCUUCAUUUCGAAGACUUGGAAAAGAAGCUAGAAAAGGAUAUUCUCUACCUGAACAAUACUAAGCAAUCAAUCUCAGAUGCGGCGCGUCAAUUAGAACGCACGAUCUUCGAGCGGUUUGGUCGGCUGGGUGACCUGGAUAACGGAGAUGGCUUUCGCAUCGAAAGCCUUUCUCUUCUGGGCCCGGACUUAACCGAUCUCCAGGUUACGUUUUCUCAGUUGGUUACGACGAGAACACCAAGACGACCUGAACCACCAACAAUCAACUAUCACGAUAGUACCAACACUAGCGACAGCGAUACGACACUCAGUGAAUCCGAAGGCUCUAACGAGGCGAGAUCAGCACCACAGGUACUUGUUCUUUAUUUCUUCACAGUGAUCACUGCUAAUGAUAUAUCAGCUCUUGCAGCAUUCCUGCGUACCCACACCGGCCACUUUAUCGUUGGCGGGUUCACCUUAUUUGCCACCGGUGCAAUCGUUUGGGAUAACCGUCAGGGCCGUGAGCAUGCUGUCAACCAUCUUGAUUCGAAGAUCGAUGGACUCAAGAAGGAGCUCAAGGAAGAUAUCAGCCAUCUCAAGGAAGAUAUCAGCCGCGUCGACCACAAAGUGGAUCUCACACGAAACAAUGUCGUGUUGUUUGGACAGACCAUUUUGAACGCUCAAGAUGGUGAUAAACAGCAAUUACUCGGUGUUCUGCUCAAGAUCGAGGAGUCCUGCAACAGGAGGUUGUUAGUGAAGCGGUGA